This is a messenger RNA of Dentiscutata erythropus, 257 nucleotides long. NCBI's taxonomy places the organism in Eukaryota, Fungi, Glomeromycota, Glomeromycetes, Diversisporales, Gigasporaceae. The record is from the annotation of a GenBank genome assembly.
AUUUAAUCAUUAUAACACAUCAAAUGCAUUUUACAUUUAAUAAUUCAAGCUCAAACAAUAAUGUAGCUUUAUCUCAAUAUUAUUUUGAUGAAGAUUGUUCCAAUCAAGAGUCAUCAAGACUAUCAAGACCACCAGAAAAAAAACGAAAACAUGCUGGAGGAAAAAAAGAAGAUUCUAUAUGGGAUUAUGUUAAUAAAAGUACUGCUUUAGAACGAGGGUUUUAUAUGGCCGAUUGUAAAUGGUGUAAUACAAAUUGA